Messenger RNA from Sinocyclocheilus rhinocerous, 508 nucleotides. Its product is annotated as protein THEM6-like. The transcript has 2 exons. Lineage: Eukaryota; Metazoa; Chordata; Actinopteri; Cypriniformes; Cyprinidae. The record is from RefSeq and is a predicted model, not a curated record. The coding region runs from base 77 to 508 and encodes 143 amino acids.
GGGGCGUGUCAUCGUGCGUUCAGCCGGAAGUAAAGACGUGAAACAGCAACUGGUAACACUGUAACACAGCGUGGACAUGGAGGACACACUGCUGUGGAUUGUGGGUGUGUUGUUACUCCUGUUCUGCAGUCUGGAUGUGUGGUAUUACUUACGGGUAGUGGUUGUGCUGAUCCGGGCCUGGUUCCUCUCACCUGUAUUUGACAUCACAGCAGAGCAGACCGCUAGCGGACGAGUGGUUCUCCAUGACGUUGACCUUUGCCACAUGAACAAUGCCCGCUACCUGCGCGAGUGUGACUUUGCCCGUUUCUCUCUGUACACCCGCAAUGGGGUGUUCAAGGCUUUAAGAGCUCUAGGGGCCACCAUGGUCGUUGGGGCAACUACCAUCCGCUAUAGACGGCCGCUGUGUGUGGGUGAGGCGUUUGAGAUUCGCAGUCGAAUCGUUAUCUGGGACGAGAAGUCAUUUUACCUGGAGCAGAGGUUUGUAUCUUUUACACAAAUUUAUAAAUAA